AUGUCGGCACCAGCAUCGCGGGCAUCGGCCGCAGCAGCAGCAGCACAACAACAUGUCGCGCAGCCACGUGGGGUCGGCCCGUUGCCGGACCGCGGGCCGGCCGUCUUCGCCGUCACGACGGCCACCCUGGCGCUGGCGACGUUCUUCGUGGCCGCCCGCCUGGUCUCGCGCGUCGCCAUCGUGCGCCGCACCGCCGGCUGCGACUACGUGAUCGUGCUGGCCUGGCUGAUCGCCGCGUUCCUAAGCAUGAGCAUCGACGUCGGGGUGAAGCACGGCCUGGGCCGGCAUGACCGCGACAUCGACCCAGAGAGCAAGGCCGGGUUGCGGUUGUGCGAAUUUGUGUUCUCGAUUCUAUAUAACCCGGCGCUGAUGGCGACCAAGACGUCGAUUCUCAUCUUCUACCUGCGCCUGUCCAAGAACACGCAUCGGGUGCUGCGUCUGGCCUCGUGGGUCGUGCUCGGCGUGGUCAACGUCUCGGGGACCAUCCUGACCUUCCUCAACAUCUUCCGGUGCGCGCCGACCGGGGCGGCCUGGGACGUCGAUGUGCCGCCGGCGCGCUGCAUCCCGCUGCUGACCGAGUUCAUCUGCUCGGCCCCGGUCAACAUCGUCACCGACCUCGCCGUCCUGGCGCUGCCGAUCCCCGUGCUGACCGGCGUGCGGCUGCCGCAGCGCCAGAAGACCAUCCUGGUCGCCACCUUCGCGCUCGGCAUCUUCGUGGCCGUCGUCGACGUCGUGCGCAUCUUCUACCUGCAGCGCGCCAUACAGCACGUGCCGACGAGCCCGCCGUCCGACCCGUCGGCCCAGUACGACCAGGUCGCCGACUUCUCGUGGAACGCCUCGCUGGCGCUGAUGUGGUCCACCGUCGAGGUCAACGUCGGCAUCGUCUGCGCCUGCGUCCCGACCCUCAAGCCGCUCGUCAAGCGCGUGCUGCCGUGCAUGCUGGUCGAUCCCAGCACCACCGCCAGCUCCACCACCAGGACCACCACCACCGCCCACCACCGCAACCCCGCCUCCUCCAAACUCCGCUCCCUCCUCCCCCUCCUCUCCCCCGCCACGCCCGCCCCUGCCCCUGCCCCUGCCCUGGUCCGCGGCAACAGCAGCAGCAGCAGCAGCAGCGACGCAAGCAGCAGCAGCACGGCCGUCACCGUCACCUUCGCCAGCCUCGCCCCGGCCGCGCGGCGCAAGUCGCUGCCCUCGCUCACCGCGCGCGAGGCGCUGCGCGCCGCCGCCCUGCCGACCCUGCUCUUCUUCCUGUGGGGGUUCUCCUACGGCCUGCUGCACACUCUCAACGGCGCCGCCGGCGCCGUGGCGGGCCUGUCGGAGGCCGAGACCAUCGGCCUGACCGCCGCGUAUUUCGGCGGCGGGUAUCUGCUUGGCGCCGGGGUGGGCGGGUGGUUGUUGACCAGGGACUGGGGUCCGCGCUCGGGAGGGCAAACGGGGGAAACCGUCGUGGGCGAGGCCCGCGUCGGCGGGUUCAAGGCGGCCUUCAUCUCCGGCCUGCUCAUCUACGGCAUCGGCACCAUCACGUUCUGGCCCGCCGCCGUGCUGGCCGCCUACGGCGGCUUCAUGUUCAGCAGCAUGGUGGUCGGGCUCGGCCUAGCCGUGCUGGAGACGGCCGCGAACCCGUACCUGGCGCUGUGCGGCCCGCCCGCCUACGCCGAGGCCCGCCUGCUGGCGGCCCAGGCCAUCCAGGCCGUCGGCAGCCUGCUGAGCGGCCUGCUCGCCGACCGCGUCUUCUUCCCGCGCGUCGGCGGCGGAAGCACCGCCGCCGGCACCGCCGCCGGCGCCUCCCCCUCGCUGAUCGACGUCCAGUGGACCUACCUGGCCGUCACCCUGCUGACGGUGCUGCUCGCCCUGGUCUUCUACUACGCCCCACUCCCCGAGGUGCGCGACAGCGAGCUGGCCGCCCUGGCCGCUGCCCUGCCCGUCAACCCGCGCCGGCGCUCCCUCGCCGGCCUGUCCCUGCGCGCCUGGGCCCUCGCCCUCGCCGUGUUCGCCCAGUGGUGCUACGUCGCCGCGCAGGAAACCGCGUCCCUGCUCUUCGAGCCGCUGCUCACCUCGCUGACCCCGCCGUCCGCCACCCCGCUCCCGCCACGCACCUACCUCAUGCUGCUCACGCACAGCGCCUUCGCCCUCUCGCGCCUCCUCGCCGCCAUCCUCUGCGCCCUCUCCGCCGCGCAGCACACCCGCCUCCGCCGCCUCCUCCCCGCCCCGCGCACCCUCCUCGCCAUGUCCCUCGCCCUGGCCGCCCUCUCCCUGCUGAUCGCCAUCGCGGUGCCCACCACCAUCCCCGCAGCAUCUCCAAACCCCGCCUCCACACCUACCGCCACCGCCGCAGCCUCCGGCGGCGGUCCCCCGCUCCUCCUCCUCCCGGCGGUCCUCUUCUUCUUCGCCGAAGGCCCCGUCUGGCCACUGAUCUUCGCCCUCGGCCUGCGCGGGCAGGGCGCGCGCACCCGGCGCGCGGCGGCGUGCAUCACGGCCGGCGGGUGCGGGGCGGGGGUGUGGCCGUUCGUUGCGUACGGGAUCGUGACGCGCAGCAGCGGGAGCAGCAAUAGCAGCAGCAGGGUCCGGAUGGCGAUGGGGCUUGUGGUUGCGCUGAUUGCGGCCGCGGGGGUGUAUCCGGGGUUUCUGGCGGGGUUUCUGGCGGGGAGGGGGCUGGUUGAUCGGCGGGGUGGGGGGAACGCUGAGGUUAUUAGGGAAGGCGGGGAUGCGGGAGGGGACCAGGCGAAGAAAGGGGAUGUGGAGGGCGGAGAGGUGAAGAGGGCGGUGGAUGGGGUGACCGAUGGGGAGGGGGAUGAUAAGGUUGGGCGAGCCGGUGAAGGGGGUCUGUUGGGGCAGCGGCUGGGGCCGGGUUGGCCUCGCUCGAGGGACUCGUGGUUUAUGAAUGGUGGCUUCUGGCGAGAUUCAGGUGAUACGGUGGUGGGAUGUGAACGUGAACAGGCGCCGUGGGAGAACCAGGAGCUGGAUACGAGGAUUUUAGAGGACUAA
Thermothielavioides terrestris NRRL 8126 is the source of this 2988-nucleotide messenger RNA. RefSeq lists its product as uncharacterized. The transcript is spliced from 3 exons. The record is from RefSeq and is a predicted model, not a curated record. Lineage: Eukaryota; Fungi; Ascomycota; Sordariomycetes; Sordariales; Chaetomiaceae. The coding region runs from base 1 to 2988 and encodes 995 amino acids.